Penicillium coprophilum is the source of this 798-nucleotide messenger RNA. RefSeq lists its product as uncharacterized. The transcript is spliced from 2 exons. Lineage: Eukaryota; Fungi; Ascomycota; Eurotiomycetes; Eurotiales; Aspergillaceae. The record is from RefSeq and is a predicted model, not a curated record. The coding region runs from base 1 to 798 and encodes 265 amino acids.
AUGGCCAAGCAGGAACAAAAUGAAAGCCCGCCCAACUACGAGGAGGCAGUGAUGACACCUCCUCGCUAUGGUUCACUUCCAUCAACAAUGAAUGUACAUGGGCAGUGGACAAAAUGGAAAUCCUUGAAUCUCUGCGGCGCGAGUGCCAAAGACCGUCUAUGUCUCAUUGAGAUGCAAACGGGCUAUAGCGGAAAACCUCCACUUGGAAUGAGAACGGGAUUUUUACUGCGCAACGGGAUGAGCACCAAGAAUCCACUCCUUGCUGCCGCCGGGGAUGAAUCGCAGGGCCUCCAUGCGUUCAAUCCCGACGGCAUCAUCUUUUGCCACCACUUGAUCCAGACUCCAAAGGUCAUGCGCGCCGAACCUGGUACAAACAACGACAUCGCCUUCCACUUUUCCAUCGAGAUAGGCGAGAAGCAGCAGCGGCAGGAGUUCGCAUGGAGGAGGGCCAAGAAGGGCGAUGAUGGAGUCAAGAAGAAUGGUUUCAAGUUGGUUCUACUCUCCUCGGGUCAACAAGCAUCUCGGCCGAGUGCCAGCAGCAGCAUCCAAAAGCCGGCUUCGUCUUUGCCCUCAUCACGAGGCAAGGAUGGUGAGAAUGUCGCAUUCCUUGAAUGGGCCAUGGCCUUCCCUAGUAUGACACAUGCCUUUACACUUGAGCUGGUGGAUGGCCAGUCAGAGAUGUUAGGGGCGCGUUGGACUCUUAUGGUCGUCGUCACCGCGAUCAGGCUAUAUACACUGCAUGUAAAGGGGAAAACGAGUAAGUUUGUUGUCAAUAUGGGAAAGAAGGAUUCGAAAUAG